AUGAAUGAUAAAAAUACUACUGAGUUCGUACUAAAUUUAUUAAGCUGCAAAUAAUCUAAUAAGUAAUGAGUAAUAACUAGGCAUCCCAAUACGUGCAUCUAUAAAAUAACAUUUUUUACCUUUUUUUAAAAAAAAUGUUUGGUUAAAAUGUACAGAUAUUUUUUUCGGUAAAACUCCCAUCACUAGAUAAUAUACGAAACAGAUAUCAAUGCGACGGUUGAUGACGUUCACUGUCACCUUGUUGAUUGGAGUUUUGUUGCCGGCUUUCGGCCGUUUGGCACCGUAUGUCCCAGACUGGCCACACCGGUUGACCACGGCCACAUUGACGGCGUACGUGAACAAAACGUUUGGGCCGUUGCAACGGUGCUUGAAAGUGGCGGCCGACGACACUGACGAGGCAGCCGCUAUAGUGGCCAUGCUCUACCCGCAGCUGGCCAACGACAGUGCGGGCGGACAUCAGUCCAACGUGGACGCGCCAACCAGGACAAUCGUGUUAGACGCGUAUGGUGACGUUCCAUUGUUCUGUACUGCCUACAUGGUCAUCGGACGUCGGCUGGAGACAAUCGAAAAGUAUUUCGAAUAUUUUAGGAGUGAUGCGGCCGAGAGGAUGUUGGUGGUCGUCGUACAGAGUAGGAAAUACAUUAAGCCGUUCAUCAAGUACUCACCUUCAUACUUCAAUUACAAAGAUGUUAUACUUAUAAAUGUAUAUCCGCAAAAAGAAGCAGUGUAUCAAAUGAGCAUAUACUUCAAGAAAUUCGUCCCUAUUUCCAAGCAUCAGAACCAAUGGUUUACACAUGACUUGGAAGGAAAACAAAAAGUGAAAAACUUUUAUAAGACCCGUAUAAAAUUAUUGGCUUACAACAAUUCAUUUUUUAGUACUGUGAUAAAAGACAAUGGAACGGGAAAAUUAAGCUUAUCGUAUGGCGUCGAAUGUAGUAUAUUCAAAGAAAUUGCUACAAGAUUGAAUAUCACAUGGGACACAUAUACAUCUGACGACAAAGACAAAUGGGGAACAGUAUGGUCGAACAAUACAAUAACCGGUGGUGCACUCAAAUGGUUGUAUACUAAAAAGGUUGAUGUAUCAUUUUGCUCACUUUGGAUUGAUCAUAUAAAAACCAAGUUCGUGGACAUGUCUAAAUUUUGGACAUUAACUUGUUUAAAAUUUUUGGUUCCCAAGCCCCUGCCUUUGCGAGAAAAAUGGGACUUGCUGUUCAAACCGUUUCCGUUAAGUUUGUGGCUAUUAGUUUUAUUUUCUGCGACGUUAACGACGAUUACAGUAUGGAUAUUGGCAGGCAUUCAGAAAAAGAUUGGCUAUGCAAAUAUUAACGCAUUUACUUCGUUAUCAGCUACCAUUUUUUGGAUUAUCGGAAUGAUGUUGUUGACUAACAAUCCACGAACUUACAAAAUGGGACCUAUUAGACAUUUGAUCAGUUGGUGGUGCAUGUUUAUAUUCAUCAUAUCUACUUCGUUUUCCAGCAUUCUCUAUUCAUUCAUUACAUCACCCGAGUACACAGAUAUUGUUUUGGAGGUUGAAGACAUGGUGAAAGCCAAUUACCAUUGGGGCCUCACAUAUCCACCCCCUUAUGAAUACAUACUAAAAAUGGAGAAUCCCGUCCACGUGAAGUUCAGCAAGCGGUUCGUACCGGAACGCGGAGUGGACGAUCGGAUCAGCCGAUUGAAGCACGGCCGGUACGCAAUUCUGACGAAGUGCCUGUACGAGAAACACUUCAUGGAGUCGGAUAAAGUGCCAGUGGCUAUGUUGAACAACCUGCGGACGGCUCGGACGUGCUUGAGCCAGUUUUAUAUCGGUUUCGGAUUCGCUAAGCGGUCGCCAUACGCGAAACCGGCAAACCUGGUUAUCCAGCGGAUCUUUGAAAGUGGGCUGAUCGACUAUUGGCUAAGCCGGGUGACCGAAGUCCACAUAUCGCCCGCCACGUUCAAGCAAGUGUACGAGAUAAAGCCACGCAAAGGCGGCCACCCUUCGCCGCUUAGCUACCGACAGUUCAAAGUCGUCAUGGUGGUGUGGAUGGUCGGAUGCGCGCUUUCAGCUGCCGUGUUCGCCGUCGAAUGUUGGCAUGGCCAUGGUGGCAGUCCCCGAUUGCACUAAUCUCUGCAGCACAAAUAAUAUUACAAUAUUAUUAUUAAUAUUUUUUCGGAUUGACAGCACGCCCACACCCGCAUCGUGUGUUGUCUCUAACUUUACAAAAGUAAAAUUCGAGUUCAGCAGUUCCAAUUGUGUGUAUAGGUAUAAGAUAGCUUUAAAAUUAGAGUGAAUCUACCUAUAUAGUCAAACAUAUUUAAUAUUAUUAACAGGAAUCUCUCGAUGGUUUUCUACGACAUUUUGAUUUUAGGCAAUUAGGUAUAUUAUGUGAGAAAGUAUGAUUUAAAAAUUAUCAUAACCCCUUUAAAAAUUAAAACCGUAAAAAACCAUCGAGAGAU
Myzus persicae (green peach aphid) is the source of this 2439-nucleotide messenger RNA. RefSeq names its product probable glutamate receptor. Gene Ontology annotation, molecular function: ligand-gated monoatomic ion channel activity. NCBI's taxonomy places the organism in Eukaryota, Metazoa, Arthropoda, Insecta, Hemiptera, Aphididae. The record is from RefSeq and is a predicted model, not a curated record. Gene Ontology annotation, cellular component: membrane. Bases 209 to 2107 code for a protein of 632 amino acids. The transcript has 6 exons.